GGCGUUUCCAUUUUCCGUACUGGAGCAGCUGAGCAGAGUGAAUUUUGUUUAUGCUAGGUACCAUUGCAGUAUACCUAGGCCGAAAAGUCUUGGCUUCGUCCCUCUGUGCAAGUGAUGGUACAUAUUAUUUUGCGGUGGAUGUAUGCAGAUCUUGACAUACAGUGAUGGCAGCUGCAAGGGGUGAAGGCGAUGAGCUCAUUGCUGAUUAUGUUGAUUGCCUCAUGUCCUUGGACACCAAUGCUCGGUCUGUCCAGAACGGUGAUCUGAUUCUCGGAGCUCCGGUUGUAGAAGCAGGCGUAGCUGCUUCAGUUGGCGGUAUUAUGGAGCAGGAUGCCAUGAAAGAUUUUGCACCUCCAGAGGCUCCUAAAGAGCCAAUGUUAGGUAUGAUAUUUGAAUCGGAUGAAGCAGCAAAGACUUUCUACAAUGAGUAUGCCAGGUGCCUUGGAUUCCCCUUCCGUGUCGGUAGGUCUCGCCGUUCGAAAGGUGCAGAUGAGGUUGUCGUCAUGAAGAGGUUUGUUUGCUCAAGGGAAGGCAUGUACACGAAGAAGAAUCCAUCAUCAGGUGAGGCUACAAAGAAGCGUGAGAGGAUGUCUAUGCGGGAAGGUUGCAAUGCUAUGAUGGAGGUGGUCAGGGAAUCAAACCAUUGGGUUGUUUCCAAGCUUGAAACGGCUCACAACCAUGACCUUGGCACCUGUAGCAGAGUUGGGUAUCUUCGUGCUGGUGGUUUGCUUGAUGGCUCCGAUAAGAUCACUAUGAUGGGCUCAGAUAGGAUGCUCUUUCCGAGGCAGAAUGUUCUCGGGGAAGGCGGAGACGCUCAAGGUCUUCUUGAUUAUCUGAAGAAGAUGCAAGCCAGUGACCCUGCCUUCUUCCAUGUCAUACAGGUCGACAAGAAUGGCUGUCCAAUGAAUGUUUUUUGGGUCGAUGCUAGAGCUAAACUUGCUUAUCAGCAUUUCGGGGAUGCUGUUACAUUCGACACAACAUACAAGAAGAACAAGUAUAUGAUGCCCUUUGUUACCUUCUCAGGAGUCAAUCAUCAUCUUCAGCCUGUUAUGUUUGGAUGUGCAUUGCUUAUGGAAGAGACUGAAUGCUCAUUUGUUUGGCUAUUUGAAACAUGGUUGACAGCAAUGAGGGGGAAGGAGCCAUGUUCGCUAGUUACUGACCAAAAUCGGGCCAUGAAAACCGCAAUUGGAAAGGUUUUCCCGCAUACCUGUCACCGUUUCUGCAAGUGGCAUAUUUUGAGUAGAACCAAGCAGAAGUUAGCUCAUACAUACUCAGAACAUCCUACUCUAAGAGAUGAGUUAGAAAGCUGUGUUAUUAGGUCUGAAACUAUCGACACAUUUGAGACAACAUGGAUGUCAAUCCUUGAUGCUUAUGACCUGAGAAAGAAUACAUGGCUUCAAGCAAUAUACAAUAUCCGCCAAAAAUGGGUUCCUUUGUACCAGAUGGAUACAUUCUGUGCAGAAAUAUCUAGAGCACAGAAAUUAGAAACCCUGAAUGAUUUCUACAAUAAGUAUUUUGGUACGAAGACAACGCUGGAAGUUUUUCUAACUCAAUUUGAUUUGAGCAUAGAAAGCCGUUAUGAGGAAGAAGCAAAAGCAGAUAUGGACACUUCUUUAAAUUUGGUGACAACAAAGACUGCAUCACCAAUAGAAAAGCAGGCAGCACGUACCUACACCAAAGCAGUCUUCAGUAAAUUUCAGGAGGAGUUUACAGAGUCUUUGGGGUAUAUUAUUCGGAAAACUAAAGAUGGCUGCAUAAGCAAAUACAACAUCAUGAAAGAUGAAGAUUCAUCAGAUACUUUCUGUGUGACGUAUAAUGCUUCCACUAAAAUGGCGAAGUGUAGUUGCAAGUACUUUGAGUCCUCAGGUAUUUUAUGCCGUCAUAUUCUUGGAGUAUUCCUAAUAGUUGAUCCACGUCUACUCCCACCUGAUUACUUUUUGAAGCGCUGGACGCGGAAGGCCAGAGAUGAUGGCUUAUUUGAAUACAAUGGUGAUAACCAUCAUGAGGAUGUUUGUGAGUCCAUUGCAAGCCGUUACGAUGUCCUAUGUGCUGAUGCCAUCAGAUGUGCUGAGAAAGGAUCUGGAUCAGAGACAGUGUACAAAGCAGCAAAAGAUAUCUUACAGAAGGCAUAUGAAGAGGUAAUUGCUUAUGAGAGAAAUCCAGUUAGGGUGUCACAAAGGGAUUCUAUAAACAUCAACGAGGAUGUUAUGAUUGAUGAUACCAUGACUAAUCAGUCAUUGCCAGAUUCUGGGCGAAAGGUGACUAAUUUGCUCGGCCAGUUUCUUGGUUCCUCUUGGUCUCCCUGAAUGUAUUUGCUGCUUACUAUUGGAGGUUGCAGUGCAAUUGCCCUCCUGUUAAUUGGUUUAGUGGAAAUUCGAAAUCGGCUUUUUUGGAUGGUAAUGAAGAUGAUCGUUAGCAUACUGCAGGGUUAUCUUCCAUGCUACACAUUUUCUUCUGACCAAUGAUUAGUAGACCAUCUGGUUGUUCAGAAAAUCCAACAGGAGUUGUUAUGCAAAUGAUAAGCUGGGUGGCAUCAAACUACUUAAGCAGCAAGAAGUAAAUCAGUGCAGUGUUUGGCAAUACAAUGCUGCUACAAAGUGGUGAUAUUUGUAUUUGUUUUCUGGUGGCGUCAUUGCUCAUGAAUGAUUCCUAGGCUGUUGGGUACUACAUCUAUCCCGCAGAAUAUUUGACGAAGGAGAGGUACAUCAUGUGUUAUGGAGUUGAUGAAGAACCAGCGCAUGACAUGUGUUAUGAAGUUGUACUUAGGCAAAGCAUUAUCGCACUGUGUGGAACGACAGAAGAGAGUGACUUUGCCAAACCUGAAGGUGAAUUCUGGGUUGUCUCACUUUCUCACGGAAUGUUUGCUUGCAACGGUAAUUAAGCUCACUCAAGGAAGUGACAGGCGAAUUGUGGUGGAGAAGCUCUAAAACAGAGAGGAACUUACGUCUUACCCAACCAGUAGCUGGUAUUCGAAUUUAGAAGCCUAGAGUUGUCAAACGCUCCCUGAGAGCUUGUCGAGCAACAGACAACAAUGGAGGUCGUAUUCAAAAAAAUUGUCGUAUAAAUUCAGAAGUGGGUGGGGGUAAUUUUCAGAUAUGAUGAGAACCAACCUGAGGUUGGGUGGUUAGGAGGGUGGUUGUACCCCCAGCCCACCAGAGUUCAAACGCCAGGUUUGACAUCUGUGUGUCUCAUAAAGGCGGAAUAUUCAUUCAGUGGGAGGCGACGUUCCCGUCGACAGCGAGGCGCCUGUGGUGACUUCGUCAAUUUCAAGAUCCAAUCCGCCGGCUCAGUCUUUCGAAGGUGCUCAUAGGGGUAGGGUGUGCGUGUGUGCGUUCAUAGGGGUGAGUGUAUGCGCGUGUAUGUGAGCGUCUGCGGUUGUACUGUGUUUCUCAAAAAAAAAAAAAUUCAGAUAUGAUAAUGCCUGUUUCUUGCUGCACUGGUCCACUUCUCAGAACACACAUCUUAUAAACAAUUUAUAUAACUGUUUGGCACAUUGGCUAGGAACAGGAAUGUUGGGUAUGCCGUUGAACUGGGUGUUCAUAAACUGUCAUUCGGAAUGAGCUGUUUGAGAUCAUGAGUUGUUUAUAAACUGGCAUUCAGAAUGAGCUGUUUGAGAUUA
Messenger RNA from Lolium perenne, 3619 nucleotides. RefSeq names its product protein FAR1-RELATED SEQUENCE 5. The record is from RefSeq and is a predicted model, not a curated record. NCBI's taxonomy places the organism in Eukaryota, Viridiplantae, Streptophyta, Magnoliopsida, Poales, Poaceae. Gene Ontology annotation, biological process: regulation of DNA-templated transcription. Gene Ontology annotation, molecular function: zinc ion binding.